GACUUUAUUGUCUCUCUCUAUAAACGUGCGGAAAAUUACGUACUCAAUAAUCAUCAUCGCCAGACCGACGCAGAAAUUGAACAAAUUCGAGAAUAUCGCGAAGCAAUAGAAACAAUCUAUCAUUUAAGAGGUGAACGACGACAUUCCAGAUCACAGACGGUUCAGCAUGUGUCAGAAGAAGCUCCAACACUUGUUUUGAACGAGACGGAUGUGAUUGACGCUACUCCAAUAAUACAAAUUGCGAAUCAGCAAGUGAUUCCGUCGAAAGAUGAGCUUUACGCAGUAUACGAAAAAGCUUUAGAACGCCAUAAAAAGAUAGUGAUGAAGAGACAAAAAACCAUAGAACAACUGGAGGAUCCCCAAAUUCCAGAAUUUGUCGUUACAGCUGCGGAGAAUUCAGAGGAAGAAGUUAUCGUUGCUGAACAGUUGGAGAAGGUUCCACGAAUUAGUUCGAAUUGCUCCACAUCGGCUCAACCUCAACCAACAGUUUUGACAUGCGAAGCUGAGCUCAAGCAAGUUCUUGAAAAUUUGAAUCCAGUGUCUUUGAAGGAAAAAAUUGAGGCAAAAAUUGAGGAAUCAGAGGUUGAAGAGGUGACUGAGCCAAAAAUGCGUCCAGCGGUAACAUCCAAGCACUGUCCAGAAAGGAGAAAUACUGUAGCUACAGUGCCCACAUUGCGAGAAGUCGCUGGCAAAGAUGUCAUAGUUCUCGACAAAUUUGAUUUUAUAGGAGAGUUUGAGAGGAGAUGUGGGAGAAAAAAGGCUGCACCUGGCCUAAGGAUGAAUCUUCCUGUGAUAGGAAAACCUCAGAAGGACAACAUCCAAAGCUAUCGCAGAAAAGGCUUAUUUGACGACGUGGACUAUCGCAGACCUCCAAAUUUGCACAAAUUUCACUCUUUGGAUAAGGACGAUCGCAUAGCAGCAGCACAUAGCAUAUACACUUGCGAGGAAGAGAAGGAACUUGAAGGCGAAGCCACUAAUGAGGACAUUCAGAAUAAUAACAACUCAUUUGAAUCCUAUUUGACUGGGAAAAUUAUAAGAGCAGUUUUAGCAGAAAAGCCAGUGAGUCCAAUUUCUCCUACCAGAAGAAUGUCAAUGAUUAGUUAA
Molecule: messenger RNA, 1104 nt
Organism: Strongylus vulgaris
Lineage: Eukaryota; Metazoa; Nematoda; Chromadorea; Rhabditida; Strongylidae
Source: the annotation of a GenBank genome assembly